Messenger RNA from Leptidea sinapis, 3779 nucleotides. It is a transcript of the gene vg, whose product is annotated as protein vestigial-like. Gene Ontology annotation, biological process: regulation of transcription by RNA polymerase II. Gene Ontology annotation, cellular component: nucleus. Bases 300 to 1205 code for a protein of 301 amino acids. Lineage: Eukaryota; Metazoa; Arthropoda; Insecta; Lepidoptera; Pieridae. The record is from RefSeq and is a predicted model, not a curated record. The transcript is spliced from 7 exons.
GUGUCGCUCGAGCACCACGGGUCACUGUCGAGUUGUGGCGAGUACCGAGCGCUCCGAGCGUCGCCGUCUGCGUCCUAAUAGUGCCAGGGGCCGAGCCGCCCUCGUCCCAGUGAACUAGUGUCGCGAGUGACAGCGAGUGGGUGAUCACCUCACAGGAGCACCGCCCGCGGGACGGACCCGCCGACCGUCCCCGCGGCCUCCACACCCUGCUUCAUAUCGUUGACCGUGCAGGCGAGUGGCGCAUGGCGCGGGCGGGCGUCGCGGCGCGGGGGGCGCGGUGAGGCCCGCGGUCCGCGGUGAUGUACGGCGCCUACUACCCUUACCUAUACGGCCGCGGCGCCGCGCGCUCCUUCCACCACGCGCCGCACUUCCAGUACGACAGGUUGAACGUGCAGAGUGCCAGCAAUGGCGAGUACGGCGCGGGGGCCGCGCUCAGCACGGGCUCGGCGUCGUCGGGCGCGCAGUCCCCGAGCUCGCCGCCGCACGCGCACGCACACGGACACGUGCACGGACACGCGCACCCAGCGCACCACGUGCACCCGCACCCGCACCACCCACACCUCGCGCACGUGCAUGCCGCCCAUCACUCGCCGCGCCUGCGCACCAAGGAGGAGGACCUCUCAGCGCACGGCCGAGCCAGCGCCGAUGGUGGCGCGUCAUCUGAGUCGGAUGGCGAGUGCGGCGCGGCUGGCGCGGGCGGCAGCGGUGCGCGUGCGCGUGCCCAGUACGUCAGCGCUAACUGCGUCGUGUUCACACACUACUCCGGCGACGUGGCGGCCGUCGUUGACGAACACUUUGCCCGAGCGCUCUCCAUCGACAAACCCAAGGAUAUGGUGCCGCUGUCGUCCCGCAACCUGCCGGCGUCGUUCUUCAACGCUGCCGCGGCACCGCCCUGCGCCGGCCUGGAGCUCUACGACUACGACCCCUGGCAUCAGCACUACGCCGGGUACGGUCACGCAGCACACCGGCACGCGGCUGAGUACCACGCGGCCGCGGCGCAUCACAACAUGGCGGCGGCGGGCUACGGCGGCCUGUUGCUGGGCCGCUCCUCGCUGCACGCGCAGUACAAGCCCGUGGAGUGGGGCGCCCCUCACCCCGCGCAUGCGCACGCGCAGCUCGACCCCGCCGCCUGCUCGCCCUACUACCCACCACCCGGUCUGGAGGCGCAGGUGCAGGACACGUCUAAAGACCUGUACUGGUUCUGAGCCGGGGGCGCCACCGCUACCACCGCCCACUCUCACACUAGACGCGCUACAGAGGCUGUAAGAGACGCCGGUUGUAAACGCCGCGCGUACUGCCACGAGCUCCGGGCGGGGUCCGAGUGGCCGCGGGCGCUCGACACACGCGCCACGCCCGCAUUCACAUACAGACGGUGGACGUAGUGUGGGGACGGAAUCUACCGAGUGGCAUAAUAUAUAAGAAGCUGUUAUAUCAUAAUGUUGUGGUGCAAUAUACUAUGUGAUAGGACGUCUGUGAUACUCGCAGUGGGCCCCCGCGGAAGGCGUUAGGAGUGGUGCCGUGCCAGUACAGUGCAGUGGCGGUGCCGCGACCGUGUCGUGUCUUCUCUUCACUGAAUCAACGUGGGAUUCCCCUUCGCAUUAUCUGUCGGUUUUCACUAUCACCAGUCUCACAUGCUUUUCUUAUUCUUUGAAUUUCUGUUUUUGUUUUGACUUUACAUUAUUAUUUUUUUAAUUAUUUCUUAUUUUUUUAUUAUUUAAUUUUUUAGGCUAGCCUGCACCUACUUAGCGCUGUUUAGUCUUGACCCAUAUUCCAGUUUUUCACCGAAAUAGACUUAACUUGUAAGUAAUUAUUCAAACAAAACAGAUAAAACUGAACUCAUGCUCUACAAAUAAAAUUAAUAUUAUAAUAUACUGUAUACCUACAAUACAAACAUAAUAUUAUGUAUAUAGCAACCCUAAUUGCCGUCUAUAACGUGCCGUACUGUUGUCACUACUUCGGAUAACUCAAAAUUCAUUCAUAAGGCAUUUUUCAUUUGUUUAUACGUUGAAACCUUGAAUAUUUCGACCGAAAACGAUCUCGGUCGUUAAUAUUUACCUUUAAACAAACUAUCCGACAGCUUUUAACAAAAUAUACUUAUAUAUAAUACCUAAGUAAUCUCAAACAGAGUUACAUAUUUAUCCGCGUUCAAUUCAUAACAUUGAUAUUUACAAUUUAUUUGCUAUUAAAUUUUGCAAUUAAUCAAACAAUUAAAAUAAUUUGUAACCUAUACUCGGGUACAGUGCGAUUCCACGCGUUCGGAGAGUGAGGAGUGAGGUGUAUGUACGCGGUGAGUGCGGUGAGGUCGGUCGCGUGUUGUAGCGAUUACGUGUAAUAUGUGUGUAUAUAUACAUAUAUAUAUAUAUAUAGUGUAGAAUGAGUUAUGUACAUAGGGUGUAGUGAGUGGGGGCGCCCGGGGGGUAGAUAUUAGGUAUAUCUCCCUCCCAUUCGCCAUAUAUUAUAAUAUAAUAAAUAUGUCACGUUGUGUCUGUCUGUAUAUAAUUACUAGAACCGUUUGUUUGGUUUGCCAUACAUAAACCAAUGUAAUAUAUUACAAUAAUUAUAUGAAUAAAACGAUAUUUUCGUUUAAAUAUCUAAGUCAAUCCAGUCUGCAAGAACACGUACUGACCAUGAGUACGCAUCGACUUCAACUGCCUAUCUGGUAGUAUGUUUGAGCCAUACUAACCGUUCUAGUAACUUGCUACAGCCUUUACGUAUCAUGUAGAUAAUAUACUGUGUAAUACCUAAGUUAGUAGUUGGAGAGAAUCCAUAUGCAGCAGCUGUGGUGAUACUACCAUCAUGUAAGCACCGUCCGCCAUUACCGGUGAUGUCGACACAACUUGCGCGCGCUCGGCGAUGCCCGUCAUUGAUCCCUCAUAAUCAGUCUCUUCAUAAAUGUUAUAUUGUGAUAGAUACCAUAUUAUAUUGUGAUAAAUACCAUAUUAUGUAAUCCAUGUUAAGUAGUUGAAUUCAUCUACGUUUGUGAAGAUUAAUCUCUUGUUCUUUUGCUAAACAAAUAUCAAAAAGUAAUAUUCUUUAUGUAGCUACUACGCAGACGUAAAAAACACAUAUUACCUACCAAAAGUAUCUGGGAACUGGUUGCCUGUUUGUUACGAAGUUGUCAGAGCCGGGCCUCGCUGGUACGGUGUAACAUUUACUAUGUAUCGUGUACUAUGUACAGCAGGGGUGCUCAAGCUUGAACUGCUGGCGAUCUAUCUCAAAAUUGUUAGACUACGAUCGACUCAGAGAGGCUGCAAGUAUGUAUGAUAAAGGAUUGCAGUCUAGGUGUCUGUUAAGGAGUGUCAUGAUGACAAUCUAUAUAUUCGUUUUGCGCACGCAUGCAUAUGCAUUUUUUUUGUCAAGGUAAGACUAGGUCUGCUCUAAAAUGUCAAUGAAAAAAGUCAUAAUUAGUCAAUAUUGUGAGUUUAUUAGUUCUUACAAAACAAACGCGUUCUAGUGUCUAAAGUUCUAAACUUAACUAAAGAGUGACUUUGGAUAUUAAAACUGCAUGACACUUCAUGUCCUGAGCAUACUUUUUAUAAGAUGGUACGUAAUUACCGAUUUUAGUUACUAAAUCUGUGAAUAGUUCUAUAUCGGAUUUUUUUUUUGACCGUUUGAGUACCCCUGGUUUACGGUAGGUAUACAGCGUGCGCACUCAGUGUCUACGUCAGCGCGGCGCAACGGUGGAUCUCUGUAAAGUAUGAUGUCAAAUGUCGGAAUACUUAUUUUGUAAAUAGCUUAGAAGUAAGCAAGCUCAAUAAUAAACAUAAUGUGCAGCAAUA